AUGCCCUACAACCCCCAGGCUCCCGGCUAUAUGCAGGGCCAGUACCCUGUUCAACCCCCACAGCAGUCUACUCCUCUCUCGCGCACUCCUUCUCAAAUGUCUACUGAUCGACCUGGCUCGAGCCUCGGCCAGCCGGCGCCUGCUGGUGCUCCGGCUACUGCUCACACUCACACUGGCAGCAGAUCUUCUAACAGCCCCGCUCCUGCGAAGCCCAACUUUAUCAUUCCUUCCGCCAAGAAGAGCCCUAUUGUCAUCAAGGACCCCAACAGUGGUGUUGUGAAGGCAUUCGGUUCCCCUGCUUCCCCCGCUCGUGCUACUCCUUCUCCGGUGAAGGUUGCCACUCCUACAGCAACCCCACCUCCCCGGACUGCCAGCGCCUCUGACCACGCUCGCACUGACAGCAAGGCUGGUGCCAAGACUGAUGAGGAGAAGAAGCAGGAACUCAAGGAUGCUGUUCGCCAGAAGAUCCAGGAGGAUGAGGCCGCUCAGAAGCGCCAGGCCGAGGAGGCCACUCGCAAGGCCACCGAGGAGCCCAAGAAGGUCGAGGAGGAGAAGAAGACCGCCGACGCCGAUUCCGCUGCCGCUGCCCUGCAAGAAUUGAGCUUGAAGGACAAGGCUGCUCCCGCUGCUGCUGCCGACGCUGCCGCUGCUGUUCCUGCUGCUGAAACCCCUGCUCCUGCUGCUGAGGAGCCCAAGAAGGCGCCCGCCCCUGCUCCCCCUGCGGAUGACGACGAGCCCGACUUCGAUGCCAUUGAGCGUGAGAUGGCUGAGAUUGAGGCUAAGGAGCGUGCCGCUGAGGAGGAUUACUACCGCAAGAAGCAGGAGAAGAAGGAGGCUGACGAGCGUAAGGAACGUGAGGACCGUGAGGCCUACGAGGCCAACAUGAAGAAGGCUGAGGCUGAGGCUGAGGAGCGCGAGCUUGCCCGUGAGAAUGCCCGCGCCAAGGGUGAGGCUGCUACCAGUGAUGACCUCUUUGCCUCCCUUAAGAAGGGUGGUUUGGCCGCUACCGAGUCGUCGACCCCUGCUGACAGCGGUGCCGCUACUCCUGUUUCGUCUGACAUGUCCAUGGGACCUCCUGGUAAGCCCGCCAGUGCUACUGCCAAGAAGCCUGCGGCCCUGAAGCUGGAUACUCCCAAGCCUACUGAGCCUACCGAGCCCAGCGCUGCCAUGAAGUCUUUGCAGAAUGCCAAGUUCCUCGAGGACCUGGCCAAGGUUGUCUACCCAUCCUCUGUCACGGCUCCCAACCUGGCCCUGAGCUCGGAUAGCCGCCGGUUCCGUUAUGAGCGUGAUUUCCUGCUCCAAUUCCAGGCUGCUUACAAGGACAAGCCGUCUGUCGACUGGGACAGCCGUAUCCGGGAGACCGUUGGCGACCCUACUCAGUCCGCUCGCACUCCCAUGAGCAGCCGUCAACCCUCUCGCAACGCCAGCAACCAGGGAUUCCAAAUGGGAAUUGGCAUGAUUAACCCUGGUGGUCGCGGUGGCAUGCCCGUCAACACUACUGGCCGUCAAUUCCAACAAUUCCCUCCUCGUAUGGGCAGCGGCAUGGGUUCUAACAUGAUUCGCCAACACUCCAGUUCCAUGCCCAUGUCCCCUAGUGGUCGUGGUGGUUCUAGCAAGGGCGUCCGCGCGGACAGCAAGCGUGGUGGCAAGAACCCCAAGAGGGAGGGAGAGAACGACAAGUCUAUGCCUCUUACUGCUGGUAUGAAGCUGGAGGCCAUUCAAACCUCUUCUACCGGAUGGAAGCCUCGUAGUAUCGGACAGGCCCCCUCUGGCCCCACUCCUGGAGGUCAAGCAGGUUAUAUGGCUCCCGACGUUGUGCAGCGCAAGGUCAAGUCUGCUCUCAACAAGAUGACCCCCGAGAACUUCGAUCGUAUCUCCGUCCAGAUUCUCGACAUCGUUUCACAGUCUAAGGACGAAUCUGAUGGCCGCACUCUCCGUCAAGUCAUUCAGCUCACAUUCGAGAAGGCUACUGAUGAAGCUCACUGGGCUCCUAUGUACGCUAAAUUCGCUAAGGCCAUGCUCGAGAGCAUGAGUGCCGAUAUCAAGGAUGAGAACAUUCGUGAUAAGAACGGCAACGUUGUUGCUGGUGGCAGUCUCUUCCGCAAGUACCUGCUCAACCGCUGUCAGGAGGAGUUCGAGCGUGGUUGGAAGGUCAACCUGCCUGAGAAGCCCGAGGGCUCCUCAGAGGAGACUCAGAUGCUGUCCGAUGAAUACUACAUUGCUGCAGCUGCCAAGCGUCGUGGUCUCGGUCUCGUGAAGUUCAUUGGUGAGCUGUACAAGCUUGGCAUGCUGACUGAGCGUAUCAUGCACGAGUGUGUGAAGAAGCUUGUCGAUUACGAGGGUAUGCCUGAUGAGGCUGAGGUGGAGAGCUUGACCAGUCUCCUGCGCACCAUCGGUGCCAGCCUGGAUGCCUCUGAGAAGGGCCCUGCCAUGAUGGAUGCUUACUUCGCUCGCAUUAACCUCAUGGUUGAGACACCCAACCUGCCCAGCCGUCUGCGUUUCAUGCUUAUGGAUAUUAUUGAUCUGCGUGCUAAGCGCUGGAACUCCAAGGACGCCGACAAGGGUCCCAAGACCAUCCAGCAGAUUCGUGAGGAGGCUGCUCGCGCCCAGCAAGCCGCUGAGCAAGAGAAGAUGCGCCAGCAGGCCAACCGCGGUGGCGGUGGUGGUCGUCCCCAGAUGGGUCGCGGUGAUGCCCGCGGCUUCGGAUACGGCCAACAAGCUCCCCCUACCGACUACGCCUCCAGCAAGGUUGGCAGCGACGACCUGCGCCGUCUGCGUACUACUCGCAACCCCAACCAGCCCAUGUCCUUCGGCCCGUCGAGCAUGCUCGGCUCUCGAAGCAGCAGCGGCCGUAAGAACCUGGGCCCGGGUGGCAACCUCGUUCGCGGCAGUGAUGACAGUGCUGCUAGCAGCCGUACUGGUACUCCUCCUGCCGGCAAGAAGGAGGACAAGGAAGCCGCCUCUUCCAUGAACGCUUUCAGUGCCCUCGCCGCUCUGGAAGACAAGGACAACCUGGCCACUUCGCCCCCAUCCGCCCACACCUCCCCCGUCCUUACCAAGUCGCAGCCCGCGGCCGAGCGCCGACCCUCAAAAACCCCAUCGAAGGAUGGCGAGAACGCAGCAUAG
Molecule: messenger RNA, 3126 nt
Organism: Penicillium pulvis
Lineage: Eukaryota; Fungi; Ascomycota; Eurotiomycetes; Eurotiales; Aspergillaceae
Product: putative eukaryotic translation initiation factor subunit eIF-4F
Exons: 3
Coding region: 1-3126 (1041 amino acids)
Cellular component (GO): eukaryotic translation initiation factor 4F complex
Molecular function (GO): protein binding; mRNA binding; translation initiation factor activity
Source: RefSeq, a predicted model, not a curated record